Alligator mississippiensis (American alligator) is the source of this 2104-nucleotide messenger RNA. It is a transcript of the gene FOSL1, whose product is annotated as FOS like 1, AP-1 transcription factor subunit. The coding region runs from base 1 to 1068 and encodes 355 amino acids. Gene Ontology annotation, molecular function: RNA polymerase II cis-regulatory region sequence-specific DNA binding; DNA-binding transcription factor activity, RNA polymerase II-specific. The transcript has 4 exons. The record is from RefSeq and is a predicted model, not a curated record. Gene Ontology annotation, cellular component: nucleus. Gene Ontology annotation, biological process: regulation of transcription by RNA polymerase II. NCBI's taxonomy places the organism in Eukaryota, Metazoa, Chordata, Crocodylia, Alligatoridae.
AUGGACCGGGCCCCGGCGCCGGGAUCGGGGCCCCCCGGCCUCCACCAGCCCCUUUACUGCCCACGGGGAUUUCCCUCUGGGUGCUGUCCCCUGGCACUUGGGGGUGAGACUACAGCCUCCUAUCCACGUGUCCUAGUCCCUAUACUGCCUGAGGGGGCAGGGAUUUUCCUUUGGGUGCUGCUGCUCUCUGGUAGCUGGGGGCGGCCCCGCAGCCCGCAUCCAUGUGUCCGGGCACCCGUACUACCCGCGAAGGGCGUGAUUCUCCAAACGCUGACCCCCGUCUCUCUGCAGAAGUACCCCCCCUGCCAGAGGGGCUCCGGCUUCGUGCCCAGCGUGGACGCAGUGACCUCCAGCCAGGCCCUGCAGUGGCUGGUGCAGCCCCGGCUGCUGCUGCCGCCGCCGCCCGCGGGCGCUCCCUGCGGCCUGCCCGGCCCCUCCCUGCCCCCCUACCCCCGCCCCGGCAUCAUCCGGGGCCCUGCGCCCGGCCCCCCCUGCCGGCCCAGCCAGCAGCUGAACCCCGAGGACGAGGAGCGGCGCCGGCUGCGGCGGGAGAGGAACAAGUUGGCGGCCGCCAAGUGCCGGAACCGGCGCAAGGAGCUCACAGAGUCGCUGCAGCAGGAGACGGCACGGCUGGAAGCGGAGCGCGCGGCGCUGACGCGGGCCGUGGCGGAGCUGCGGCGGGACAAGGAGCGACUGGAGCUGGCGCUGGCAGCUCACGGGCCCGUCUGCACCGCGCCCGCCCCGCUCGGCCCCGCCCCCCGGCCCGCCCCGGGGUCGAGGCCCCGCCCCCCGCCGCUGGCCCCGCCCUCCGCCCCGUUGGAGCCCGAAGCGCUGCACACGCCCACGCUCAUGGCCACGCCCUCGCUGACGCCCUUCACGCCCAGCCUCAUCUUCAGCUACCCCGCCCCCGGGGAGGUGGAGCCAGCCGCGGGCCCCGCCCCCGGGCAGGCGGAGCCAGCCGUGGGCCCCGCCCCCGAGCCCUGUAGCUCCGCCCACCGCCGCGGGAGCAGCAGCAGCAGCGGCCAAUCUUCGAGCUCCCUCAACUCCCCCACCCUCCUGGCCCUUUGAGGCCACGCCCCGUGCGGGCCUGGCCCCGCCCAUACUGCAUCUGAAGCCACACCUCUCGGGUCUGGCCCCGCCCAGUGGCGGGGUAGCGUUAUCUCCGCCCACUCCGGCCCUGGGGCCACUCCGCUCUGAGAUCGCUCUCCUCUGGGCCUGGGGCAGGUCCCCUUGGGAGCUAGCCCCGCCCACUCCGCACUUGGCCUCGCCCUCUGACGCGGAACCUGCUGGGCGGUUCCCAGGCCCCUAGAACGCAGUGUCUUAAAGGGCCAGGCCCGGCCCCGCUGCUCUAGAACCCAGCACGUGAUUCCCGGGCUUGGGUCCAGCUCCCAGCUCAUCUCGAGCCACCGUCCUGCGGCACUGGGGCGAGUGCUCUGGACUGCUGUAGAGCCCCCCCGCCCCCCCCAAUCCUCUCCAGCCCCUGUCCUGUGGUGGGGCUGGCUCCAAAUCCCAUCUCCUGGCUGGGCUAGUCUAGAAACUUCCCCAGGCCCCUCCUCAGGACACCCCCCCUCCCCCGCUUGGUCUAGAGCUGUCCACGGGCAGGCCUAGGACUCUGGCUCUGCUGCUGUGGUCUUCGCGGCUCUAGAUCCCGGGAGCAUGGGAGUGCCGCUCUAGAUCCCCGAGCCAAGGCUCCUCCUCUGCCCCCUGCCCCCCACAUGUUCUUGACCCACCCGACUCCAGGACCCCCGUCCAAGCUGGGACCCGCGGCUGCUUUCUGCACUGCUCUAGAACUCCUCAUUCCACGUCUCCCUCCUGUUCCCGAGGACCCCUCCCCCCGGGACCUAGAACCCAGGUGCUCUAGAAACCACCCCACCCCCCCAUGCUCCAAGGCCCCCUUCCAGCCCCGGACCCCUCCCCACUUUGGGAGCUAGAUCUGCUGGGUGCUCUAGACCCCAACACGCUGCUGCAGAGCCCCCUCCCCCUCCUGCCCCUUGUUACCUAGAUCCCCCCCAGGGCAGGAGGCAGGGUCGACCCCUCCACCUAUUUAUUGUGACACCAUAUUUUUGUAUUGACGGUGCCCAGAGCAAUGAACUCAAUGCACGGA